Messenger RNA from Daphnia magna, 1207 nucleotides. Its product is annotated as speckle-type POZ protein-like. The coding region runs from base 255 to 848 and encodes 197 amino acids. Gene Ontology annotation, biological process: proteasome-mediated ubiquitin-dependent protein catabolic process; regulation of proteolysis. Gene Ontology annotation, cellular component: cytoplasm; nucleus. Gene Ontology annotation, molecular function: ubiquitin protein ligase binding. Lineage: Eukaryota; Metazoa; Arthropoda; Branchiopoda; Diplostraca; Daphniidae. The record is from RefSeq and is a predicted model, not a curated record. The transcript is spliced from 2 exons.
GUGCUUCCCUUUGAUUGUUUGUUCACGUUCUGAGUUAAAUUCACAUUCCAUGUGAUGCAGUUUCAUUAGUUCUACGCCGUUGAAAGUGAUCAUCAUUCAAGCAAAGAAAUCCUUGUUUGAAGUGGACAUUAACAUUUUCUGAAGAUAGUCCUGGCUUCAGAAUUCUGCUGGAGUCGUACACGCCGCACUCGGAUCUUGCUGUUUUGGACGAACCUGUUCGUGUCAAAGUGUCGCUCUUAAACAUCAAACGCGAGAUGCUGCUCCCGAAAGUGACUGUUUUACCGAAAGGUUCCAAAGUAUAUCAUGAAGUUCUUCAUCUGGACAAAAAAACUCUUAACGAAUGCCUACAGAAAGAUGGAAGUUUCAGCAUCUAUUGCGAAAUUGAAAUGUGGAUGUCGAAAGAAACUGGCUCGGGCGUAUUUUCUUGUCCAGGAGCUUCACGGGAUGUCAAAACCGUCGUACCUCAACUUGAUCUGCAAGUUCCCCCUAAAAAGAAAAGGAUACGCCGCAGGAAGAAAAAGAACUCCAUCGAAGAACUCUUUAAAAAGAUGAAUUUAAGUGAUGUUACACUUGUUGUCGGAGGCCGCGAAUUCCACGUCAACAAGACGGUCAUUGCUUCCAGAAGCCCAGUUUUAGCCGCUUUGUUUAAGACACCAGGUGAAUCGUCAACGCGUGUGGAAGUCAAAGACGUCGAUCCUGACGUGUUCCAGGAAGUCUUGCGUUUCAUCUACACGGGUAAAGUACCCUUGGACAAGAUGGCGAAGAUGGAACCCGAAAUCUACGUUGCUGCGCACAAGUUUCAGCUGGAUGCCUUGAAAUAUGAAUGCGUUAAUUACAAGGUUAAAUAAAGUCAUCUGUUAACUGAUUACUGGAAUGACUGGAGACUCCCGAUCAGCGCCUUCCAGCCCAAAUGAAGUGGCGUGCCGUCAAAUUUUCCCAGAAGGACAUUGAAGAGAUUCUGCUACACCUUUAAACAGAGAUAAGAGUUCAGAAUUCGAUGGAUGUUUGUUAGGGCUGGUGGAGAGUUUAAUUGACUUGACCAACAAGACCCCAGAUUUCCUGUAAAAACAAGUUAAUAGAGAAAUAAAAGGCAUCUAGAAAAAUGGAAAAUGUCAUCAUCAAAUUUUUUCCUUGUUGCAUCGAGUGCCAUUCAACUUUUCAACUAACAAAAUGAAUGCAAACAAACCACGAAAAAAAAAAGUUGUUU